AUGUUCAUACGGCUGCUGCUCUUGAUGUUUGGUGCCAUCCUAGUGCUAUUUUUGGCUGCUGCCGUUAGGGAUUGAAUUAUUAAAUCCGAUGAAAUAUUUUCCGGAAUAUUAUCAAAAUUUUGUGUAGUUGUUGUUAGUUGGAUUGCCUGCAGGCCUUGCUUGUUUCAUUCCAAACCUCAUUUGACAACAAAAUAAAACAUCAAUAAUAAAUGUUAAGAGAACGUGUUUGCAUGAGUGUUUACAUUUUUAAACGGUCUGCGGGUACUCAUUUGAACUCGUAUUGUACCUUUUUUCCGGGAAAGUUAAAAUUUUGUGACAUUGGAACGCCAGUUGGAAAUGCUGGCAACAGGCGACAUGCUCUUAAUUAUUCUGAAAUGAACAGGAUUGCCAAUUAAUGAGACCCUCAAAAAUUCAGUAAUACAAAUACGCACCAUGCACAUACGCAAUCUAAAUCCUCAAAACCAGACACUGGAUUAAGGACAACGCAGUGGUAGUGGUUGAUCCCAAGUUUCUAUCAUUUUGUCCCCAAACACAUGCCCCCAAAUUUGUGUCUUUAAAAUAAUAUUCCUAAUAUGCCUCCAAAUGCAAAAAUUGGUGUGAUUUUAGGGUGGUAAUCACACAAAAUUUCGCAGUGGUGAUUACGUAAUAAGUCAACAUUUGUCAAUUAGUCACAAACUUGGAAAUUUUACUUAACCUAAUCAACACUGCGAAUUUCAAAAUUUUUCAGUCCGAGGUGAAAUAUAGCUCCCACUGUAAUUUUUGUAUAUUUGGGCAUGUUGGAAAUAUUUUGGGGGACAGCUUCUGCACGCCUAUUUGGGGGCAUGUCGUUGGGGGCAAGGUUGUAGAAAUUUGUGGGCAUAUUUCUUAACAAUUAUCCCUGGAUUAGUUUUCGAAAAAAACUUGUUUUAAUUCUCAUGCAAGAAUUUUUCCAAAUAUUUAAAUAAAGCGGUAAUCACACUCAAUUAUUUAUUUAAGCGUUCUGAGGGCCUUUUUUUGUAAAACCCGCCGAAUUUGGGUAUUCUGUGUCUAAUCCAAUUCUUCCCCAUCUCAUUAUAAUUCCUUCCUUUUCUAAUGACAUCACUAUAGUCCUAUUUCAACAAAGGGCGGCGGCUAUGUUUAGUUUACCCUUUAUUUAUUUGUUUGCACGAAAUAUCCAAAGAUUUAAAAGUGUAAAUAUUAGGGUGGUCCAAAAGUCUUUUCGUUUUUUCAGGUGUCUUUUUGUCCAAUUGUUUUUGUACAAAAUAAAGACUUUUAGAUGAAUGUAUUAUAUAUAUUUUUAAAGGUCUUGAGCUGCUUUAUCAUAAUAUAUAUUAAAGGACCACAAAAGGUAUUUUUUGAACCGAAAUUUGCUCGGCUAAAAAAUUGACUAUCAGGGAUUUUCGCGUCGAGAAAAUUCCGAAGAACAAAUGUUCUCGAUUUUUUUCGGAUAAGGAGAUUUCCGGAGUUUUUGUUCUGACCUCCCUGCAGGCAUUCCUGGACAUCGGCUGGCAAUGUGAUUCGAUAAAAUGGAGGAUCAUCCCUGAUUCUGCAGUCUCAAUUUGGACCUCCACCUCGAAAAGUAAGUUAAUAUUUUAGUGUUUUUGGCUAUUUUAGGUAAUUUUUAAGGCGGUGAAGCACGAAAAUGAGUUUAGUUCCAAAAUUAGCCACCCAGGAGUGCUGGUGGUCGAGUUUUUGGGAACAUCGAGUCAAAAAUUGGGACCAGGAUACCUAGUAUAAUAUCGUUUUUUCUAGGUAUUGAAUCCAGAUGCAGCCAGACGGCUCAAAGUUGCGCUACGAGGGCACACUAA
Molecule: messenger RNA, 1787 nt
Organism: Bursaphelenchus xylophilus (pine wood nematode)
Lineage: Eukaryota; Metazoa; Nematoda; Chromadorea; Rhabditida; Aphelenchoididae
Source: the annotation of a GenBank genome assembly